Molecule: messenger RNA, 3277 nt
Organism: Spea bombifrons (plains spadefoot toad)
Lineage: Eukaryota; Metazoa; Chordata; Amphibia; Anura; Pelobatidae
Exons: 10
Coding region: 251-3019 (922 amino acids)
Biological process (GO): dephosphorylation
Molecular function (GO): polynucleotide 5'-phosphatase activity; protein tyrosine/serine/threonine phosphatase activity
Source: RefSeq, a predicted model, not a curated record
GGAUUUGGUUUCCGCUGCGCUCGGUCUGUCUGUCGGACGCUGGGAGAGAAACGUUAAUCCCGCCCGGCCAGAGCCGUAUCUCCUGCAGGGCACUGCGUAUAUGUGCUAGGGAUAAAGGAGGCCCACCUUGUAGCCUCCGUCGCCGCUCCGUUUCCUCCGGUCGGGAUUAACCGCCGUCGAGUUUCUAAUCCUCUUUAAAUUCUCGGCUUGGGGUGAUUGUAACCUCCCCCCCUCCGCCCGGUCCGUUAUCAUGGUGAAGAAGAAUAGCAUCCCGGAGAGGUGGCGAACUCUGACAUCUGUUGGGCAACGCAUUCCAGGAUCGAGGUUUAUUGCCUUUAAAGUCCCACUAAAAGGGACAACAAAUCAGCGUGUUACACAAAACCAGAAAUUUACUCCGAAGGACUUGCUGAAUAGCGUCCGAGCUCAAAACGAAGAGCUUGGAUUAAUCAUAGAUUUGACCAACACCGAACGCUACUAUACGAUCAAGGAUUUACCUAAAAGCGUGCAGUAUGUGAAAUUGCACACCGCCGGGCUCAAGAUCCCGGACGACUGCACAAUUCAUCAGUUCAAGAGAGUCGUGAGGAGAUUUAUUUUGAGCAAUUCCGAUAACGAUAAGCUUAUUGGCGUUCACUGCACAACUGGAAUUAACAGGACUGGGUACCUUAUAUGCAGGUACCUGAUUGAUGUGGAUGGAUGGGACCCAGAAACGUCUAUAAAUGUUUUUGCCCAGUGCCGUAGUCACCCAAUCGAAGGAAGUGUAUACAUUGACGACCUUGUUACAGGACCCACAAGAAGCAAUCUUGGCAUAGAUCAGCCUAUAACCGAAGAGGAAACCAACGCUAUGAGCAGGGGAGACAGUAUACAUCAUCAGGAUGAUCCAAGACUUGAUCCGUUUAUGCUAAGAGAUCGUGAAAGAAUGCUUGAUAGAGACCUACGUGAAAAUGUGGAUUUUGGGGAUUUCGACGCACGUGAUAAAACACAAGACCCGAGAGCAUUGUCAUUGAUGAUGAUGAGAGGCAGAUCACCCGAUUUCCGCGACGGACGGAGAGAUUUUCUUAACGCUAUGGCUGGUUCAAGAGAGAGACCUUUUCCGGGAAUGGAAAUGCCGCUUGACGAGCGAGAGAGGCAGUUCCGUGACAAUAUGCUCGAUAAAGAAAUGAUGUACCAGAGAAUGAACCGUUCCUUCGACGAUAGAAAUGAUGAUUAUGAAAUGGGAUUUGGAGAAAUGCAAAGAGAUAUGUUUUCUGAAAUGCCACAAGAAAGCAUGGAUUAUUUUGAAGGCAGACAAAUGGGUAGGCAUGGUCCUCUUCGUGACCCACACAGGCGUUCAGAAGAAGAGUGGUUUGAAGAUGGUCCUGGUAGACCAACGUCGCGUCCUUUUUCUGCGCCAUUUUUUCGUGGUAGUGGAGCAAACAUGAACAGAAAUGAUUUCGAUGACAUCGAUGCACGUCCUGGAUUUGAAAGAAGUUGGGGUUUAGGCUCCACAAACGAUGAUUUGCCAGCCAAUAUUCCACCAAUGCGUCGCCAGCAGAUGGAGCAGCGCAAUAUUAAUGAUGACCGCGGGUUAAAGAGAAACAAUGAGCGGAUGCACCUGAUGGAUGAACGAACAGACACCAUGGAUGAACGUUUUAGUAUGAGGGAUGAGCAGAUGCACCCCAGGAAUGAACGCAUGGGUCCCAUGAACAAACGGAUGCACCCAAUGGAUGAACGGAUGGGUCCAAUGAGCAAAGGAAUGCACCCAAUGGAUGAACAGAUGGGCCCCAUGGAUGAACAGAUGCAUCCCACAAACAAGCGAAUGCACCCAAUGAAUGAAUGGAUGGGUCCCCCAAAUGAACGAAUGCACCUUGCAAAUGAGAGAAGAGGCUCUGUUGGUCAGCGCAUGGGCCCCAUGAACGAGCGCAUGGGCCCAAAAAUGAACCCAAUGAACGAGCGCAUGGGCCCCAUGAACGAGCGCAUGGGCCCCAUGAACGAGCGCAUGGGCCCCAUGAACGAGCGCAUGGGCCCCAUGAACGAGCGCAUGGGCCAAAAAAUGAACCCAAUGAACGAGCGCAUGGGCCCCAUGAACGAGCGCAUGGGCCCCAUGAACGAGCGCAUGGGCCCCAUGAACGAGCGCAUGGGCCCCAUGAACCCAAUGAAUGAGCGCAUGGGCCCCAUGAACGAGCGCAUGGGCCAAAAAAUGAACCCAAUGAACGAGCGCAUGGGCCCCAUGAACGAGCGCAUGGGCCCCAUGAACCAGCGCAUGGGCCCCAUGAACGAGCGCAUGGGCCCCAUGAACGAGCGCAUGGGCCAAAAAAUGAACCCAAUGAACGAGCGCAUGGGCCCCAUGAACGAGCGCAUGGGCCCCAUGAACGAGCGCAUGGGCCCCAUGAACGAGCGCAUGGGCCCCAUGAACGAGCGCAUGGGCCCCAUGAACGAGCGCAUGGGCCCCAUGAACGAGCGCAUGGGCCCCAUGAACAAAAAAAUGAACCCAAUGAAUGAGCGCAUGGGGCUUAUGUGUGAAAGGAUGCACCCUAUGGACAAUCAGAUGGGCCCCGGGAAUGAAAGGAUGCGCCUACAGAACGAAUGGAUGGGCUCCACAGAUGAGGGAACGUACCCUAUGGAUAAACAGAUGGGUCCCAUGGACAAAAGGAUGGAUCCUAUGCAUGAACGUUUGGGCCCCAUGAAUGAACGGAAGCAACCCGGUGAUGCUCACCCUAUGAUGAACAAGCCCGGUUUUACGCAGGGCCCAACUCGUAAUGAUUUCUUCAACGAACACGAUAAAAGGCCAAAUAAUGGGAGGAAAAUGUUUCCAUCUGAAGAAUUAAUGAAAGGAUCAAACAGAUUCAUGCCAUAUCAUCAACAUGCAAAAGGCAUGCAGUCCAACGAGUUCCUUCAAGGCGGCGAUCGAAGACCACCCUUCCAUGAUAAUGGCUCAUCGUCCGUUGCGUCGUUCGACUAUAACUAUGGUUUCCCUGGAAGCAAACAAAAUGAGAGAGGUCCUGGCCCGCAGGCCAACCCUCCAAGAAAAAUGUUCAAUUGAGUUUUUUUUCUUCGUUUUUGUAACUUGUGAUAGACGUAAGAAUCUGUUUCACUCGUGAAAUAGGAAGUGAGAGCGAUAAUUGUUACCUGUUUGUACUGUUUUUCGUUAAAACAACCAUAGAAGUUUUUUUUUUUUCCCGGGCAUUGUUUUACAUUUCUGCCAGAAAAUCGCAGAAAAGUUAUUUCUGUAAAUUGGCGUUUUCAGAUCACCGCUAUGUACCCUCCAUUAAACGGCUGUCGUGCUAAGUUUAGUUACUGA